Molecule: messenger RNA, 2194 nt
Organism: Botrytis byssoidea
Lineage: Eukaryota; Fungi; Ascomycota; Leotiomycetes; Helotiales; Sclerotiniaceae
Exons: 3
Coding region: 94-1278 (394 amino acids)
Source: RefSeq, a predicted model, not a curated record
UUUCAACACCAUAAAGUUUAUACAUAAUCACAAAAUUUCAUUCCGUGGACUUUUUUAGACACUGGAAAUUCUGAAUUUCGUCCUCAAGUUACCAUGCACCAUUUAUCCUUCCACUUUGUUUCUUCCCUGAUAUGUCUAGCUCCUUGGAAUGUGCUGUCCGCUCCAACAUAUCAAUAUCAUCGUGAACCUCAAGCUAAUGAGGCCUUUGCUUCAAGGGACUACUUUUAUGUUGGUGGUGAAUAUGUCACUAGUACGACCAAUAAUACGUUGUUUAUGAACCAGAUGUAUGUGGAACAUCUCGUUCCAAGUCGAAUUGAACAACCCUAUCCUAUUGUAUUUAUCCAUGGUCAAAGCAUGACUGGUACCAAUUGGCUCAACAAACCCGACGGAUCACCAGGAUGGGCAAGCUAUUUCUUAUCCCAUGGCUAUGAGAUAUACAUCAUAGACCAACCUGCGAGAGGUAGAAGCGCGUGGAAUCCAAACGGUAAUACAACAUUGGUGACUUAUACUGCGGAGAUAACAAUGCAGAGGUUCACGGCGACGGAGAGAUAUAACAUGUGGCCUCAAGCAGCGUUGCAUACUCAGUGGCCUGGUAAUGGCUCAAUAGGGGACCCCAUCUUCGACGCUUUCUAUACAUCUACCGUCCAAUUUCAAUCUGACACAGUAGUUCAAGAGAUCAACACGCAAAAGGCGGGAGCGGCGCUCCUCAAUCGCAUAGGCCCUGCAGUUCUACUGAGUCACUCGCAAGGUGGUCUUAUGCCCUGGGUUAUUGCAGACAAAGUUCCAGAAUUGGUGAAAGCCAUCGUAGCGAUCGAACCGACUGGUCCUCCAUUCCAAGAUGUACUCUUCCCUCCAACGACACCAGAAGGUUUUACCAGAAACUAUGGAAUUACAGAUAUUUCAUUGCAGUAUGAACCGGAUUUCGGAACUGGAGAAGUAUUAGAGAAAACUCUAGUCACAAACCAAAAAGCUGAAGAUAACGAGUUAAAAGAAUGUUGGUUACAAAGAGAGCCAGCGAGACAGCUCAAAAAUCUCAAGGGAAUUAAAGUCUUGGUGGAAUCGGCAGAGGCGAGCUUUCAUAGGGUUUACGACGGAUGUACGGUGGAAUAUCUAAAGCAAGCGGGCGUGGAGGUGCAGUGGAUGAAGCUAGGUGAUGAGAAGGAUCCCCGAGUGGCUGAAAUACAUGGGAAUGGUCAUAUGCAGUUUAUGGAGAAAAAUAGUGAUAUUAUUGCUGGAGUGUUGGAUGAAUGGAUAAGAGAAGCUGUUGGAGAAAAUUAAGGCGUAUCGGGAAGUUCCAAUCUACAUUCUCCAGGGUGUAUCGAUAUUCUCGCAACCCCUCGUUGUCCGAUUUCUCCAAGGCCGGGAACCCCCGAAUGCUAGAUAGCAUAAUAUUAUCAUUCUUUCCUUGGUUUUAAGAGCUUCGAGGUCAGUAUUUACGAUUCAUAUCCUCCCAUUCCAGUGCUUUGCAAAAGAGAAUAAAUUUCCUCGUUGCGAAAUUUCAGAUGGGUUGGUUUCCAUCUUAUCCCACCCCCACAUCACUAGCCACAUAACACGCGAAUCAAAAUCGUAGUGAGAUGAGCUACUUCACAAAACUUGGCAUCGGCUUUUGGAUCCAGCGCGACUUUAGUCUUGUUCGAUCUCCUCCAAGUUUGGUUUUCGUACAAUCGUGUUGAGGCCUUCGAAAUCGGGGAUAGCCGAAUCAAAGUUCUUGUCAUGGAAUAGGAGAGAAGCGAGGGCCUUCCAGAUUUGAGGAAUAUGAAUUGUAGUGGUGAUACUUAUUUUCAGUUGGUUCGGAUCAAGCAAACUCUCGUCUUUACAUACCCAGUACCUAUCGAACUUGCUCAAAAGCCGGAUUUUCUAGUGCAGCUGGCUGCUUGCUGCAGGACAGAUACGGGUCGCGAUGUAGAAUUGCAUUUGAUGAUCUCCUUGGCACUUUGGAUAUCAUACUUCCCCACAUUUUGGCUCUCUUUAAGGUUGAUUUGACGUCUUGGGAAAGUUAAUUAAGGUGUUAUUUCUUGGAAUUUAGAGUAUCGAAGUCAUCGAUGGUUUUUGUAAAGAGCGAUUGAGUGAGAGUUUGACGAGUUUAUUCAAUUUAAACCAAUCCAAUUCAUCGAGAUGGGGUUGUAUUGUCUGUUUGAGUAUAGAUAUUGUCCGCUCAGAAAGAAGGAAAUGGAAGCUUAUGUAUAAACUUUUA